Pistacia vera is the source of this 1237-nucleotide messenger RNA. Its product is annotated as stearoyl-[acyl-carrier-protein] 9-desaturase, chloroplastic-like. The record is from RefSeq and is a predicted model, not a curated record. Gene Ontology annotation, molecular function: stearoyl-CoA 9-desaturase activity; stearoyl-[ACP] desaturase activity. Gene Ontology annotation, biological process: fatty acid metabolic process; defense response. Gene Ontology annotation, cellular component: chloroplast stroma. Lineage: Eukaryota; Viridiplantae; Streptophyta; Magnoliopsida; Sapindales; Anacardiaceae. Bases 17 to 1111 code for a protein of 364 amino acids. The transcript is spliced from 3 exons.
GUUUGAUUUCCAAAAGAUGGCAACCACUCUUAGCUUUUCCAAGUUUUCAAUGGCUUCAACCGUCUACCCUGGUUCUAAAGAGGUAAAAGAGGUCAAGAAACUAUCCUAUGCCAAUUCCAUGGCCCCGGAAAAGGUUGAAAUAUUCAAAUCCAUGGAGGGUUGGGCAAGAGACAGCAUUUUGCCCCUACUAAAACCUGUUGAAAAAUCAUGGCAACCUACAGACAUGCUUCCGGAUUCGGAGUCGGACGGAUUCAUUGAACAGAUCAUUGAAUUGAGGGAGAGAACAAAGGAAAUUCCUGACGAUUGCUUGGUUUCUUUAGUUGGUAACAUGAUCACAGAAGAAGCUCUUCCAACGUAUCAGUCAAGAAUCAAUGGCACUGAAAUAUAUCAUGAUGAAAGCGGCAUAGACGACACUCCAUGGGCGAUUUGGACUAGAGCUUGGAGCUCCGAAGAGAAUCGCCAUGGAGAUCUUCUCAAUAAGUAUCUCUAUCUUUCAGGAAGAAUUGACAUGAAACAAGUUGAGAAGACUAUUCAGUAUUUAAUUGGUACAGGAAUGAACUUUGGCUUUGGAGAAAACCCUUACCAUUUGUCAAUUUAUACAUCAUUUCAAGAAAGAGCAACAUUCAUAUCUCAUGGCAACACAGCUAGACUUGCCAUGCAACAUGGAGACUCAACCCUUGCUAAAAUCUGUGGCACGAUCGCAGCCGAUGAAAAGCGCCAUGAAACCGCUUAUAGCAGGAUUGUCGGGAAGCUAUUUGAGGUUGAUCCUGAUGGUACAAUGGUGGCGUUUGCCGAUAUGUUGAAAUAUAGGAUCGCAAUGCCUGGCCAAUUGAUGUUCGACGGUCAGGAUAUGAAUCUGUUCGAUCACUAUUCUAAUGUUGCUACGCGACUUGGAGUCUACACGGCCACGGAUUAUAUUAAUAUUUUGGAACAUUUAGUGAGUUUUUGGAAUGUUGAGAAACUUGUAGGGCUCACAAGUGAAGCACAAAUGGCCCAACAGUUUGUUUGUGCAUUGCCAAAUAGGUUGAGGAAGAUGGAGGAGAGAGCUCGAGCUAGGGCUGUCCAAGCAGCUGCUGUUCCAUUCAGUUGGCUUUCCAAUAGAGAAGUUUAGCUGAAGAAGUAUCGUUUAUACAAGGGAAAUGAAGACGACCGACCAACAAAAUCCUUUGAAUAAUAAUCUUACACCUGUCUUCUAAAAUUACAUGCCUCUUUUAAUCCAUCUUAUAAGUUAUAUAAG